This is a messenger RNA of Tetranychus urticae (two-spotted spider mite), 1045 nucleotides long. Its product is annotated as elongation factor 1-delta. Lineage: Eukaryota; Metazoa; Arthropoda; Arachnida; Trombidiformes; Tetranychidae. Gene Ontology annotation, cellular component: eukaryotic translation elongation factor 1 complex; cytosol. The record is from RefSeq and is a predicted model, not a curated record. Gene Ontology annotation, biological process: translational elongation. Gene Ontology annotation, molecular function: guanyl-nucleotide exchange factor activity; translation elongation factor activity.
GACUUGUUACAACAGAUUAGUCUGGAUGGCUCUGAAGAAUCAACAACCAUGAAUUUAAGUUAAUGUUUACAAUUUAAAUUCCAAUGAUUACAAUUGAAGUGUCUUGAUGUAAAUAAAAAAAGUUAGCAAAAUUAAAGUUACCUAAAGGUAUCUCCAUCUGCCGUUACUUUAUAUAACCAUUUACCACGUUUCCGGAUUUCCUAAGAAUCCUGUCCUAUUAAGACUGAAAUUGUUUCAUUUAUAAUCAUCUCUUCUAGUUAUUUAUUAGUCUUUUAAUCAAAUAAACCUUUUCAUCAUGUAUGUCCCAGAACGUGUUUGGAUUGAUCGAAGUCUUUAUGUCGAAGCAGAGUCACGCUUUUUCUCUGGACAGACUUAUUCAGCUAGUGAUGCUAAAAGCAAUGCUUCUCAAAACGCUCUUGUCCAACGAAUUGCUGACUUAGAAGUUGAAAAUAGAGAGAUUAAGAAAGCCUUUGAAGACUUAGUUAAACGUGUAGCCUCGUUAGAAAUUAAAUGCAGUACUUGUGCACCAGCACCAGCUUCAGCACCAGCUAAGAGUAAAGCCGCCCCUGCCAAGUCAGCACCAGUUGCUGAUGAUGACGAUGAUGAUUUAGAUCUUUUCGGUGAUGAUGAUGCACCAAAGAAACCCGUAGUAGCCCCAGUUAAAGUUGAGAAGAAGAAGAAAGCUGAAGUAAUCGCAAAAUCAUCCGUCGUAUUGGAUAUUAAGCCUUGGGAUGAUGAAACAAACAUGGAAGAAAUGGAGAAAGCUGUCCGUUCCAUUGAAAAAGACGGUCUUCUAUGGGGAUCUUCCAAAUUGGUAACAAUCGCUUAUGGAGUAAAGAAAUUACAAAUUGUCUGUGUCGUGGAGGACGAAAAAGUCAGCAUUGAAGAGCUUCAAGAACAAAUCGAGGAAUUUUCCGACUAUGUUCAAAGUGUUGAUAUAGCAGCUUUCAAUAAGAUCUAAACGCACUCAAUUAUGUAUCAAUUGAUUUUUAUUGGUAAUAAAGCAAAUUAGGGUUAAUUAAAUUUUAUUCCGAAAAAAAGUUAA